Molecule: messenger RNA, 2547 nt
Organism: Rotaria sp. Silwood1
Lineage: Eukaryota; Metazoa; Rotifera; Eurotatoria; Philodinida; Philodinidae
Source: the annotation of a GenBank genome assembly
AUGACUGAUAAACCUGAUUCUUAUGCCGGCUUUAAUGAAUACAAUCCAUUAUUAGAUACUGAUAGUUUAAAAUAUGAUACUGAUUUACAACAAGCUGUUUUAAAAACCAGUCAUGGUCGACGAGCUCCACCGACUGGUGCUGCUGGUGCAGGCGCUGCCCAAAAAGGUGGAUUUUUUUCUCGAGUAAAGAAUAUUUUUGGUCGACAGAAAAAUACUGGUAUGCCGGCACCACCAGGUACAUCAUCUGGUCGAUUGGGAACUGCAUCACGUGCAGCUCAACAACCGAAUAGUGUUAUUGGUGCUCCGCCUGGUUCAGCAUCACGUCGUCUUCAAACUGGUACAGCAACAGGACAACGACGACCAACAACAGCAGUACAAGGUGCAGGAUUUACAACUGGUGCUAUAGGUAGUGGUGGAACAGCAUCAGGACCUACACAAUUUGAAAAAAAAGAAGAAACUAAUGAAGAUAAAGCAAAAAAAUUGGAAAGAACAGUAUUGGAUCUUAUUGAUGAAAGUUGUUUAGCAUAUGAAAAAAAUGAUACAAAAUUAGCACUUGAAAAAGCUGAAGAAGCAAUGAGAAAUGAAAAAAGUCUUAAUCGAUAUCGAGAGGAACAAAAUCUUGGAGAAUCAGAUUUAAGUCUGACUGGAUUUGUCAUUCUUCAUUGUGCUAAUAUGUUAGCUAAAUGUGGUAUGAAUUCUGAAGCGAUGAAUCAAUAUAAUUUAAUAUUAAAAAAUAAAUUGUUACCUGUACCCAGUCGUUUACGAAUUAACAUUGGAAAUAUUUUCUUACGUUCGAAACAAUAUACGAAAGCAUUAAAAAUGUAUCGUAUGGCACUUGAUCAAAUACCUGAGCAAAAUGCUGAUUUAAAAUUUAAAGUUCGUGAAAAUAUAGCUGCAACACAUAUUCUUAUGAGUCAAUAUGCUGAAGCAGCACAAGCUUAUGAAUCAAUAAUGCAAGAACGACCAAAUUAUCGUAGUGGUUUAAAUCUUCUUCUUUGUUAUCAUACAUUAGGACAACGUGAUAAAACACGUCGAGCAUUUAGUGAUUUACUUAAAAUACCAUUUUUAAGUUCUGAUGAUGAUUAUCAAGCAUCAGUUGAUAAAGAAGAUAAACAUGCAAAUCUUGUUUUAGAAGCUACACGAGAUGAUCGCUUAAGACAAUUUGAACGAAAACGACGACGUUUUGCUGAACAUGUUAUUGUUACUGCUGCUAAAAUCGUUGGUAAUAAUUCUGAUGGAGAUUUUGUUGGAGGUUAUGAAUGGUGCAUUGAACAAGUACGAAAUUCUACAUAUCUUGAAUUAGCUAGUGGUCUUGAAAUUCAAAAAGCCAUUGCUUAUUUACGUGAAGAUAAUUUUCCAAAGGCUAUUUCUACAUUAAAAGAAUUUGAAAAAGCUGAAGCAAAAUUAGCAAGUGCAGCUGCUACAAAUUUAUCAUUUUUAUAUUUUUUGGAAAAAGAUUUAAAUAAUGCACAUAAAUAUGCUGAUUUAGCUUUAAAAACUGAUAAAUUUAAUCCAGCUUCUUUAACUAAUAAAGGCAAUUGUUGUUAUGCUCAAGAAGAUUAUGAUAAAGCUCGAUACUAUUAUGAAGAAGCUUUGAAUAUUGAUGCAGGUUCUGUUGAAGCUUUACAUAAUCUUAUUUUAACCUUAAUGAAAUCUAAACAAUAUCAACGUGUUAAAGAUCUUCUUCAUAAAUAUUCAAUAAUUCAACCAACAAAUGCACAAGUUUGUUGUCUAAUGGCUGAAGUAUUACAACGUACAAAUGAUGUUGAACAUGCAAAAAGUUGGUAUUUACAAGCUUUAAGUACACAUCGAAUGGAUGGACAUUUACAUCAAAGAAUAGGUGAAGUUAUUGAUUUACAAGGAGAUAAAUCUGAUGCUAUACAAUAUUAUUUUGAUGCUUUUCGACAUAAUCCAUGUGACAUAAAAACAUUAGAAUGGCUUGCAUCAUAUUAUAUUGAAACACAAUAUCCUGAAAAAGCUGUUGAAUUUUGUGCACAAGCUGCAUUAGUGAAACCAGGAGAAAUAAAAUGGCAUUUAAUGGUUGCUUCAUGUUAUCGUCGUACUGGCGAUUAUACAGCUGCAUUAGAAAAAUAUAAAUGGAUUCAUCAACAUUUUCCAGAUGACACUGAUUGCAUACAAUUUUUGGUUAAAAUAUCGACUGAUCUUGGUUUACCUGAACGUGAAAUGUAUGAAAAUGAAUUAAAAAAAGUUAAUAAAAUGAAAGAAAUACAACUUCAACGUAAAACAAGUGCUGAUAAAAGCAGUAAUAUUAUUAAAGGUCGAAAAAUUUCUCAAGUUGAAAAUGAUGGUUCCCACUCAAAACAUGAUGAUAAUCGUCAAUUAAGUGGUCGUAAACGUACUCCUAUUGAUUUAGUACAUACAGAAGGAGUUUUCUCACAACAAGAACCUGUCACUGUUCCUUCAUUUGCUGACAAUUUUACUCAAGAUAUGACAGAUGGACGACCAAGAACUGCAAUACGUAAACAAGAAGCAAAUAAAAGUGUAUUUGAUGAAAAUGAUGAUGCCGCUGAACUUUUGCCUGACUAA